This is a messenger RNA of Dromiciops gliroides (monito del monte), 2275 nucleotides long. RefSeq names its product transcriptional adaptor 1 (gene TADA1). The transcript is spliced from 8 exons. Gene Ontology annotation, biological process: regulation of transcription by RNA polymerase II. Gene Ontology annotation, molecular function: transcription coactivator activity. NCBI's taxonomy places the organism in Eukaryota, Metazoa, Chordata, Mammalia, Microbiotheria, Microbiotheriidae. The coding region runs from base 195 to 1202 and encodes 335 amino acids. Gene Ontology annotation, cellular component: SAGA complex. The record is from RefSeq and is a predicted model, not a curated record.
CGCACGCACGCGGCUUCCUUCGUGUGUCUCGCGAGAAAAUAAGUAAAUUCCGAGAACUAAAUAAACCGGGGCUAGCUUGGUGGGCGGGAGGCGGGAGACGGAAGCGGCUUCGGCCUCCCGAGCCCCAACCUCUUCGGAUUGGUUUUUGCGGCUGCACACGCGCGGUUGUUCUGCGGUCGGGAGUCAGGGCAGCGAUGGCGACCUUUGUGAGCGAGCUGGAGGCGGCCAAGAAGAAUUUGAGCGAGGCGCUGGGCGACAACGUGAAGCAAUAUUGGGCUAACCUGAAAUUGUGGUUCAAGCAGAAGAUCAGCAAAGAAGAAUUUGACUUGGAAGCUCAUCGGCUCCUCACACAGGAAAAUGUACAUUCCCACAAUGAUUUCCUCUUGGCUAUUCUCACUCGUUGUCAAAUUUUGGUUUCUGCACCAGAGGGUACUGGGUCAUUACCCUGGACAGGAGGUUCUGCAGCUAAACCUGGAAAGCCCAAAGGAAAGAAAAAACUGUCUUCAGUUCGACAGAAAUUUGAUCAUAGAUUCCAGCCUCAAAAUCCAUUGUCAGGAGCCCAGCAGUUUGUGGCAAAGGAUCCACAAGAUGAUGAUGAUUUGAAACUAUGUUCUCAUACAAUGAUGCUUCCUACUCGGGGCCAACUGGAAGGGAGAAUGAUAGUAACUGCGUAUGAGCAUGGGCUGGACAAUGUCACUGAAGAGGCAGUGACUGCUGUUGUCUAUGCAGUGGAGAAUCACCUUAAAGAUAUUCUGACAUCAGUGGUUUCAAGAAGAAAAGCUUACCGUUUACGGGAUGGUCACUUUAAAUAUGCAUUUGGUAGCAAUGUGAAUCCACAGCCUUACCUCAAGAAUAGCGUAGUAGCAUACAAUAACUUAAUUGAAUGCCCUCCAGCGUAUUCAGCUCCUUCCGCUGGUCAGAAUCCAGCUUCACACCCACCUCCUGAUGAUGCUGAGCAGCAGGCAGCUCUCCUGUUGGCGUGUUCAGGGGAUACUUUGCCAGCUUCGUUGCCUCCUGUAAACAUGUAUGACCUUUUUGAAGCUUUACAGGUACACAGGGAAGUGAUUCCUACACAUACAGUAUAUGCUCUGAACAUCGAAAGAAUCAUCAUGAAACUCUGGCAUCCAAAUCAUGAGGAGCUACAACAGGACAAAAUUCAUCGGCAACGUUUGGCAACAAGGGAGGGGCUGCUGCUCUGCUGAUGGAGCAGCUGUGAUCCGAGGGUUGUGGAACUCUUAGCAAAUCGAUGGCUAAGAACUGGAUUUUUUGUCUACAUUUCAAGGCUGAAAUGUGCAGUGCAUAACCACUUCCUAUGGAAAUGACUUAUGUUUAAUGUAUUUAUGUGCUACUAUGAAGCCAUAGCAUAAACGUGACCUUUGUUAAUAAUCCAUCUCUUUCUGAUAUCACCCCCUCCCACUUCCUUGCCCAAAUCAGAAACUGUUUCUGCCAUUAGGAUUCAAAGCUGAUUCGUUUGAGAAAUUCAGUACCAAGGACUAGCUGGAAUGUAGCCUGGGGCCUUGCAGUUCUUUUACUUGAAUUGUGUGAGUUAUUGGUGUCUUUGAAAAGCUUUUAUGUUCCCUCAUUCCUAUGAUCAGAAGAAAGAUCCAGGUGUCUGAGUGAAGGACUGUUGAUCCACAUUCCAUCAGACAAUGGAGGCACUUUCAGAAAGCCAAACCCCCCCCUACAAUGUUAUAAUUAAAUGAUGUAAAGAAAUAGUCCCUUAAUAACCCAGUUGUUUCAGCUCCAUAGAACCAUAACUUAAUAUUGCUGCAGAUGGCUACAUGCCUUUUCUUUGCAUUAAAAAAAAAAUCUUCUGUUCAGGAAUGCAAUAAUAAACACAAAAUUACUUCCACGAUUAACAUUUCUCCAUAGAGUUAGUCUUCUCACCAAGUCCUUAGGACUACCAUUUUGUCUCAUACACAAAUUACCUGUGCUUAGUUGUUGGAUCUUCUUGAUUUAGUCAUGUGACUUUAAUUAGACUAACAUCUGGUUGUGUUUCUGAUGCCACCUGGAAACUUACUAACUGAAGUGAUAGAGGUAAACCAGUUAAAAUGAAGCUCUAUGUAUGUAUAUAUAUAUUAUAUAUAUAUACACACACACACAUUACAUAUAGAUAAAUGUUCUUAUAUUUUCAUCCUUUGAUAUUAUAAAUUGGGACUUGAAAAAUAUAUAUUUUUGUGUGUGUGUGGGUCAAGGAGGAGAAAAUAAAUUCUUAAUAAUGACAUGGUGGGGCGGCUAGGUGGCGCAGUGGAUAAAGCACCGGCCCUGAAUUCAG